AUGCCCUUAAAACUCAAACCCAAACCCCCCUCCCACACAAGCAUCCGCACCUCCCCCCUCGAAGUCCUCCAUCUCAGCAUGCCACGCACCGGCUCCGUCUCCAUGAUGGCCGCCUACCAAAUCCUCGGUCUGCGCACGUACCAUGGCUUUGACUUCGUCGAGCGCACAAGCGACCAGGUGCAAUGGGAGCGAGCCAUUGAUGCCAAAUUCUACGGCAAGGGCAAGCCGCUAGCGCGCGAGGACUACGAUGCGUUCCUGGACGACUUUCACGUCCUGUCGGAUAUGCCGGUUAUUGGGUUUUCGGAGGAGUUUGUGGAUAUGUAUCCGGAGGCCAAAGUAAUCCUCGUCGACCGCGACAUCGAAAAAUGGUACCACUCCUUCAGCACCUACGUCCUCUCCGCCGGCUACACCUGGACCGUCCUCUUUAUCCGCUACAUGCUAGACCCCUUCCUAGCCGCUCGCCCCGCAACACUAAUGGUCAAGCUUGAGUAUGCCAUGUUCAACGCCUCAAAUCGCGCAGGCCUGUACCGCAAUGCGAAGGACACAUAUCGCAGACACUAUGCGAUGAUCCGCCGUAUUGUGCCCAAGGAGCGGCUGCUGGAGUAUAAGCUAGGCAGUGGCUGGGAGCCGUUGUGUAAGUUUUUGGGCAAGGAAGUGCCGGGGCCGGAGGUGGAGUUUCCGUUUUGA
Molecule: messenger RNA, 687 nt
Organism: Paracoccidioides lutzii Pb01
Exons: 2
Coding region: 1-687 (228 amino acids)
Source: RefSeq, a predicted model, not a curated record